Molecule: messenger RNA, 558 nt
Organism: Pediculus humanus corporis (human body louse)
Lineage: Eukaryota; Metazoa; Arthropoda; Insecta; Psocodea; Pediculidae
Exons: 3
Coding region: 1-558 (185 amino acids)
Source: RefSeq, a predicted model, not a curated record
AUGAGGUCGGCCUAUCAAACCCUUUUCGUCACCGUCGCGGGCCUUUUGUGUCACCUUCAAAGAAUAUACCCUAUAGGUGCCGCCGGAGAUGCUUGGCUCAAUUGUUAUCAACCCAAUUCCGUGUCUUUUUGUUUCGUACUCGGAGUUUCCGUUUUGUUAUCGUCCACGGAAUUAUGGCCCACGUCGCUUAGAAAACCGCCUCAAGUCAUUUUGUUCAUUUACCUCCUAUUGGUAACUGCGUUCACCGUGAGCAUAACUCUAAGAACUGUUUGGUUGCCUCUCACCGUUUCCGUCGCCAAGGGGAAUAUUUGGCUGGCGAAAAAAAUAAGGCAAAUCAAAGCGUUUAAAAAAAUCGGUUUGAUGGAUUUGUCAAAUUUUCUGGAAUCUCCGAAACUUCACACGGCGGAAUUGGGAAUCAUGGCGAUUAUUUUUCUACAUCACGCGUUCAGAAUAUCCGGACUGUAUCGGGAAUUGGCUAAAAUGGCUUUUUUAAUGACCAUCGAUUUUCCAUUGAGAAAAACUCACGCGGUGAAAAAACAAGAGCAGUACUUUUACUGA